AUGACCAAGAGCCUCCGCAGCAAGAUCUACAUCGAUGAUGCUGGCUGGGGUCCCCAGGCCGAUUCAAUCGAGUAUGGGUACCGGGUCCCCUUCAGUGGAAUCCAAGUCUUCAUCGUCAAGAUUGGCGAGUCAGAGCCUACGCCAGACGCCUGCACCAACACCAUUGAAACGGCUCGGUGCACAAGACCCGCCAAGGUCCAACCCAUCCGGAAGUGUCCUUUCGUUGGCUUUGUUCACGGGGAAGAUCUUGAGGAAGGUUCUAUGUCAGGCGGAGAGACGACCAUGUAUUCAGGUGAGGAGUCUUCAACCAGCGAGACCGAAUCAAUCUAUCAGCUGCAAGACGGCGGGCUUGGGGGCUGUUCUGAUGGUGACAGUAUUUCGGACUCCUAUGAGCCACCGAGCAGGGUUGCUAUCACUGCUCAGUCGAGCCUCGCCGACCCGUUCGACUACAAUGGGGGUGAGCCCCAUCCGCCCUCCUCUCUCUGCCCCCUACGCAUCGCCGUCGCCGCCGUUCACGCUCACUGCCCGGUGGCCACGCACGCACCUCGCCCGCGCGUCCCGCAUGCCCUGGCCUGCUGCCGCCCCACGCUCCGACCGAGCCCGCCUCGUCGCGCGCACAGCUCCCCACCAUCUGCUCCGGCCGCGCUCCCGGUCACUCUGGCCUUCCCCGCGCGCGCCCGCAAGCGCCUCCCCCCACUCGCGUCUGCCGUUGCCGGCGCCGCCCGCUGCGACCGCAACCCGCGCCCGCCGCCGGCGAACGCCCUCGCCGGCCACGCGCCCCGCUCACCUGCCGCAGCUCCCGCGGCCGGCCGCGCCCCCUGGCCACGCGCCAGGCCCUAG
This is a messenger RNA of Aegilops tauschii subsp. strangulata, 840 nucleotides long. NCBI's taxonomy places the organism in Eukaryota, Viridiplantae, Streptophyta, Magnoliopsida, Poales, Poaceae. The record is from RefSeq and is a predicted model, not a curated record.